AUGUCGGAACGCCCCUCUCCUCCGUCCAGCUCGUACUUGGAGCCCCCGAGGCAGAGCGUGGAGCUUGAGGACCCAGGGGCCCCUGACCAUACAGUCUCCGAUAGCGACGAAGAACAUUUCUCAGAUGCCAGCGAAGGCAACUCACGCUCUCGCUCCCGCCCAACGUCUCGUGCUUCUCCUGUACCCCGGACUCGGGUGGAGAAAGUGGACGAUGUCCCUUCCCAUGGUGAUGUCCCUGGGACCAGCGCCUAUGAAAAAAGAGAGCAAGAUGCUGUUCCUGACGAGGUUGAGGUGAUCUCACGCAGCAGGAGCCCUUCCGCUGCGGGGCAGCGCCGCCGGUCUGUGACCCCAGGCGGCACGCGCAUUCCCCGGACUGUGGUGGAAAAGGUUGACCCCGGUCAACCAAGUUACGGCGAUGUUCCUGGGACAGAGGCGUACGAGAAGCGAAGAGCAGAUGCUGUCCCAGAUAUGGUUACCAAAACCUCAAAGUCAACAACACCUUCCGGGUCUCCCACAGAGUCCGCCGAGGCCAACUCCACGACUACGCCUGUUCCUGGAACGCUGCUCUCUGAAGUUGACGACACACCGGACGAUGGGACACUACAUUCUGGUCCGCAUGCCCAUCGGAGACGCCCGAGUGACACAUUGCCGGAUGCAAAAGAGACGGUCUCAGACUCACCCGAUCUUGCGCCUCAAUCAAAUAGCCCCACGCAUCCGACUCACACUCGACGAAAAUCAACAUUAACGGGAGGUGAACCUCCUGAAAUCACAGGCGGCGAUGACUUUGACGAUUUCGAGGAGGGGGGCGAUGAUGACUUUGGCGACUUCGACGAAUUCGACGACGGCUUCCAAGAACCAGAUACGGUUCUCGACGAACCCAGACCUGUCUCUCUACAGCCCCCUCAACAAACAGCGCCGCCUUAUGUCCCUCUAUUAGAUUUUGAAUCUAUUCAAUCUGUAUCCGACCUACUCACCAUUCUAGACGAACCCCUUGACCGACUUUUCCCUGCAUCUAAAGCCGCGCUCUCCGGCCAGUCAGACCUGCAACCUAUUUCUAAUUCCUCUGCCAUCUUCAGCACUGAGCGUUCACUUUCUCUAUGGUCUCAGCUGGUUGCCCCACCCCCGCUUCAGCCUCAGAACUGGGUCAAGUCCCGGAUCCGCCGCCUCUUCCUCGUUUCCCUUGGUGUUCCGGUAGACCUAGAUGAAAUCCUACCUGCAUCAAAACAGAACAAACUCAUUCUUCCAUCCAUCAACAUCGGCGCUUCCAAUUCGGCCGCCACCGGCACGCUAUCCCGCUCUCAAAGUUUAGCCAGAAAGGACUCGCAAAGCGGGCCAAAUAGUCCACGCACAUCAAGCACCGCAACUCAACAACGGUUAUCUAGGCGGCGCGAGCCCUCCCCCCCGGAGCUCGAUCUCACGGCAGUUCGGCGACUUUGCACAACCACCGACGCUGCGCUGGACGGACUGACCGACAUGGAGCUCCAAACCCAUGUCAAGGAGCUUGAGCAAGCCACUUUGCGCGCCUCCACUGUCCUCGAGUUCUGGCUCAAGCGCCGCGAUGGCCUCGUAAGCGAAAAAGAGGCUUUCGAGGGUGUAAUAGAGAAUCUAGUAAACCACGCCCGGCGUGUACGCAAAUGA
Molecule: messenger RNA, 1638 nt
Organism: Aspergillus mulundensis
Lineage: Eukaryota; Fungi; Ascomycota; Eurotiomycetes; Eurotiales; Aspergillaceae
Product: DUF5102 domain-containing protein
Exons: 4
Coding region: 1-1638 (545 amino acids)
Source: RefSeq, a predicted model, not a curated record